Messenger RNA from Triticum dicoccoides, 1882 nucleotides. RefSeq names its product protein FIZZY-RELATED 2-like. Bases 1 to 1689 code for a protein of 562 amino acids. Gene Ontology annotation, molecular function: protein binding; ubiquitin ligase activator activity; anaphase-promoting complex binding. Gene Ontology annotation, cellular component: anaphase-promoting complex. Gene Ontology annotation, biological process: anaphase-promoting complex-dependent catabolic process; positive regulation of ubiquitin protein ligase activity; positive regulation of anaphase-promoting complex-dependent catabolic process. The record is from RefSeq and is a predicted model, not a curated record. NCBI's taxonomy places the organism in Eukaryota, Viridiplantae, Streptophyta, Magnoliopsida, Poales, Poaceae. The transcript has 11 exons.
AUGCGUCUCACCUCCUGGCCAAAGAAGGGCCUGGACUGGUCUUCGCCGGACGAGCUGACGGCGCUUCAAACGCGCAUCAAGAGCAUGACUGUCAAGAACAUCAAGCUUGUCAAUGUGAUCCAGGUGAUGCUUAUUCGCCGGAUCCUUUCGUGCCAAUGCCGGAUAUGCCAUCUGUGGGAGUACGAUCCGGCCAAGCACCAGACUUUGCCGCAGUUCUUCGGCUCUACGCACGAAGAAAUCUGGAAGGUGCUAUUCAAGUCCAGCGAGACGUGUCCGAACACCGCCGAGGACCGUGGGCACAACUUGGCCCAUCCUGCUAGUCCGUCCGGCUUGAACCUCGAGCGAUCCUCAUCUUCAGGGGAUUCACUAGACCCGGAGGUGAUGGACAGCGGCACCCUUCCGGCCGCCUCCUCUCCCAAGGCCAUGGAUAACACCAAUGCAUCGUUACUGGCUGCAACCUCUCAUGCUGCUGAGGUCUCCGGACUGAAGCAGAGUCUGGAGAGGACCGAGGAAGAGCCCGGCCGCGUGAAGAAACAGCUGGAGGGUAACCAAGGGUGCGCCAUCUACAGCGACCGCUUCAUCCCCAGCCACACCGGAUCCAACCUCGCGCUCUUCGACCUCGCCCCGGCCCCCUCCUCCUCUGCCUAUGGAUCUGCCGCUCCCCCCUCACCCUACUGCGCGCUCCUCCGCGCGGCGCUCUUCGGGCCCGACACGCCCGACCGCCUCGCCUCCUCCGCCGGGGCCUCCUCCUCCUCCGCGGCGUCCCCCGUCGGCUCCCCCGCCGGCGGCAACAUAUUCCGCUUCAAGGCCGAGGUGCCGAGGAACGCCAAGUGGGUGCUCUUCGCCGGCGGGGACGACCAGGACCUGCUCUUCCCCGACAUCUUCACCCCCAAGGGCUCCGGCCCCAGGAAGAUCCCCAAGUCGCCCUACAAGGUGCUGGAUGCGCCCGCAUUGCAGGACGACUUCUACCUCAACCUCGUGGAUUGGUCUUCGCACAAUGUCCUCUCGGUCGGAUUGGGGAAUUGCGUCUACCUGUGGAAUGCAUGCAGCAGCAAGGUCACCAAGCUCUGCGAUUUGGGGACGGACGACACCGUUUGUUCCGUGAGUUGGGCGCAGCGUGGCACCCACCUGGCUGUAGGGACUAACCAAGGCACCGUCCAGAUAUGGGAUGCAACACGCUGUAAAAGAAUGAGAACCAUGGAAAGCCAUCGCAUGCGAGUAGGUGCUCUUGCAUGGAACUCUUCAUUGCUUUCUUCUGGCAGUCGUGACAAGAACAUCCUUCAUCAUGAUCUACACGGCCUUCUUGCAUCUGGUGGUGGAACUGCAGAUAGGUCCAUAAGAUUUUGGAAUACGACCACAAAUACACACUUGAGUUCCAUGGAUACAGGGAGUCAGGUCUGCAAUCUUGUGUGGUCAAAGAAUGUGAAUGAGCUUGUUAGCACACACGGAUACUCUCAGAAUCAGAUAAUAGUGUGGCGGUAUCCAACGAUGUCAAAGCUUGCCACGUUGACAGGACAUACAUUCAGAGUAUUAUAUUUAGCCAUCUCCCCUGAUGGACAGACAAUUGUUACUGGUGCUGGUGACGAGACGCUCCGGUUUUGGAACGUGUUUCCGUCUCCCAAGUCCCAGAGUUCUGACAGCUUAAGUAGCAUUGGAGCGACAUCAUUUGUUAGGAGCUACAUCCGGUGACUCGACGAAAUCGAGCUUGUAAGUUAUUGCGGCAAGUGCUGGUCGUCAUCAGCACCAUUCAAUUCCCACACGACCUCCUUCUGUCCAUCUGCCGCCGAAGCCAGCACCAUUUUAGAGAUUGCACGGCAGGGGAUGAUUGACUGGCUGGCUAGCGCGGAUCCGAUCCCCUCUCCCGCGCUGGAAGCAGCGCAUA